Molecule: messenger RNA, 3591 nt
Organism: Salvia splendens (bonfire salvia)
Lineage: Eukaryota; Viridiplantae; Streptophyta; Magnoliopsida; Lamiales; Lamiaceae
Product: dentin sialophosphoprotein
Exons: 4
Coding region: 595-3141 (848 amino acids)
Source: RefSeq, a predicted model, not a curated record
AAAAUUCAAGAUUUUAAUCAAAUUUAGAUUUCAACUCUGAGUCGGUUGUGAAAUUGAAUUGCAUUUUGGGAUCCUAAAUCCCCCAUUUUAGUAUCACACUCAUGUUUUACUAGUAUUAGCUUUUCAAAUCCUCUUCAAAUUCAACUUGUCAAAUUACAAGUUCAAGAAAAUGUGAGUUCUUCCAUACUUAUAUCAAACCUCUUGCACAUCUAUAUAUAUAUAUAUAUAUAAUAAUUUAAUUCAUUAAAUUAACAUAAUGUCACACAACUAUAGUAUUCCACAUCUUUUGGUUGUGAUUGCAUGCUUAGAAAUAGGGGGAAAACAUGAGAAAACUUAGUGAAUAAUUGAAGCAGCCCUAAAAAAAAGGAUCAAGUGAUGCUACCUACCAACCAAAAGAAGAUAACUAUAUUUCAGCCACAUUUCUAGCUCUCUCUCUCUACCAAUUUCUCAUCUUUUCUCAUUAUGCUUUUCCACUAUCCAAAAACAACACUUUGGUUCUUUUCCUCCUAAUUAUUUUGGAGAAAGAACAAAAAAAUCUCUCUCCUAAUCUCAUCCAAAUUCAUGACAAAGAUUCUUGAUUGAGAGACCAAAAACAUGGAUAUCAAUGCACACGAUGCUAAACUUUGCAUGUGGAAAAUGAUGAAAAAAUCAACAAACACAUGCUUUAAUGUCGUCAAAAGACAUCUAUAUGUUACAUCAUGUUUGUUUUUCUUGCUCCUCAUUUACUUGUGUUGCCCUCUCUUCUUCAGGAUCGUGAUCUACUUUCUCCCGGCCGCCGUCUCCAUGUGGGUGGUUCUCCACAUUCGGGACAGGCGGAGAUGCAAGGAGGAUAGAGAGAAAGAGAUCGAGCAAAAGGAGAGAGAGAGCGGCGUGAAAAUGGUCAAAUUUGUAGAGGAGGGAAAGGGAGAGGGAAAUGGGAAGGUGAGGAUCAAGAAGGCCUUCUCGCGCGUGCACUCUGUGAGACGGAGAAAGGCCAAGGAGAUCGAGCAAGGAGAGGACCCCUACGUUCCGGUCAAGAGGAAUGUUGGCGAUGUGGAUGCAUACGAGGAGUACGGGGACGAUGAGGAAUAUAAUCUAACGGAUCCCAACAAGGAUUUGGUGGAUAAAACGGCUCUCGUAGAAGAGAGCCCCAAAGAGAUACACGAAGUCCAAGUGGACUUCUCACCUAACAUUUUGAUAAGCAAUACAAUCUACCACGACCCCGAGGUCUUGAGGAGCCUGAGGCUCCUUAAAGACGAGGAGGAUGUGCGAGAAGAGGCGGGUAAGGCCAUGGACAUGAACAUAGCCGAGGCCAAGCGGCUCGAGAGCUUGAUCGCGAGACGGCGGUCGAAGAAGGUGGUAAGCCAGCGUGCCAAGAGGUCCUUGAUGAACAAUGUUGCUACAAUGGGGGCUCAGAUGCCUCCCAUUGCUAUACCAAAAAUUAGCUCAUGGGGUAGCCCUACCCGAUCCAUCCACCCGAUCUCGCCUGGCCCCGGCUCCGCCCCGUCAAUGCUGGGACCGACGAGGAAUCCGUUCGACCUCCCGUAUGAUCCACUCGAGGAGAAACCUAACCUAACAGAGGACGGUUUCCAACAAGAGUUUGCAUUAGGACCCAACAGAGAUUUUAUGUUUUGUAGGCAUGAGAGCUUCAGUUUAGGCACUUCUCUGCCCAUGGAUUUCUUUGAGGAAUGCGAUGGCGCGUCGUUGAUUGAUGAUUUCGGGUUCAAACGACGACAAUCGUAUGUCGGAUAUCAAUGCCCCAGGCCAGAAACUGAAGACUCAGACGCGGAUUUGGGUACUACAACUGAGGCAGAAUCCGGACACGAGUCUAACUCGGGUCCGGAUUCUAAGUCGAAUCUGGAUAUCCUUGAGAAUGAUCAGAUCAAGGAAGUCAUCCAAGUGCACGAGAAUGGUAGCCCAGAAGAUUGUGAUGACGAGCCAAACACGAGGUCUAAUGCACUAGAAGAGCUAAGCUUGGGCGAGGCCUCGACCGGGUCGUCCAACGAAGAUGUGACGCCUGUCUGCAGAAUAAACCGAGAAGCAAUACUGAAAUCACUCUCGAUACGAAGAAACUCUGUCUCGGUCCCAAAUAUGGAAAACGAGCAUUUACAAGAAAACAAUCUGAGCUACGCCAACUCUGCCCUAGAGAAUGCAAGCAGAUUGAAGCAGCAAUAUUUCGCCGAUAAGCUGCAAAGGCGCCACGGCAUGACCUUCUCGAUCGCCUCCGACAUGCAGGUCGAGGCCUCCGAGCUCAGCUCCCCUCCGCUCACAAUAGGCGAGAACACGUCCUACCAAGAGGACAAUUCCUCCUGGGACGGCAUGGACUCGUGGGCCGGCUCGUCCCGUCUGUCCGAGACUGAGGACAAUGAAACGAGGCUGCCCCGAGCAAAUGAGGCGGCUCCAACCAGAAGCAAGAGAGCAGAUGAUGAGAAAGCACCUGGCAUCCCAUCAUCUGCUUCUGCAUCUGGGUUGCAGGCGACAAGUCUGCACAGUAAAACCACUGCGCAGACUUCCUCGCUAGAAUCCAGUUCUGACGAAAAUCCUAGCGAGGAGCAGUCGCCUGCUGCAGCAGAAGAUGCUUCUGUUGCAACAACCGAAAUGGCUGCGAGCAAUGAAGCGGGUUUUGAGACCCCGGCCGCCACGGGCUCCAACAAUCAUCCGACCAUAUCACCGAAAUCCGUGCUACAGCCAGUACCAUCCGCAGUGAGUUUCGAACACGAGGAUCAUGAUGAGGUCCAGCCGUCUGGAACUCGCCCGGCUGACCAUUCGAGCUCAAACGCACCCUCAGACUCGUGGGUGCAGUUUACCGUUGGCACGAGCUCGAAUCGAGGCGCUGAAUCACCGCAGCAAAACGACCAUAAACUAAAGCAAGUGGUCGAGAGCGGAGCCUCAGACAGUGAACACGCGUGGCUCGAAAGCGACUCAUCGACUUCGCUAUCAUCCGAAGUAGAAUCCAGCGACAUGGAUUGCAUGAACGUGGAAUCCAAGAUUCAAGAAAUCCUUGCGUUUGAGGCUGCAAAUUCCAGCAAUUGGGCAAACAAGGGGAAGAUGGUUAUUGACGAAUCAUCACAUGAGCAAGACGACACCUCUAUAAGCAGCGGGGACUAUGAUUCAGAACUCGACGAACGCAUGUAUUUGCCCGAAGGAGGUGGAUUCAAGUAGAAAAAAAAUCAUUCUCUGCUUCAAUCUCCAAGUUAGGAAUGUAUGAACUAGCUAGUUACUUGCCAACUAACUUUUCAAGUAGUGGCUAUGACAUGUUAAACAUUCACAUUUUAUAGUUGCAAUAUUUUGCAGGAUAGAAGAUUUCGAGUGUCGAAGAUGAAGAUGGUUGUUUAUAAUGUAACAUAUCUUGAAGAGGUUAGGAUAAAAAGGUGGUGAACCCAAAUUUUAGCUUAUAAAUAGAAAAUAUAUGCAUAAGAGAUAGAUAGAUAGAUAUAUAUACAUUGUGAAGAUCAUUAGUGUGUGUUGUAUAAACUUAUUACAAUUGGAUAGCAUGUAGGAUAUGCCAGCUUAAAUUAGAGGUUCACUACUUAAAUAUUUAUUAGAUCAAUUGUAUUAUUAUUAAGAAAGGGUUAACUUUCAAUUUGCUCAACAAAUUAAAUUGUUGGUUAA